Rubroshorea leprosula is the source of this 2420-nucleotide messenger RNA. The record is from the annotation of a GenBank genome assembly. NCBI's taxonomy places the organism in Eukaryota, Viridiplantae, Streptophyta, Magnoliopsida, Malvales, Dipterocarpaceae.
AUCCUCUUUCCUCCUCCGUCUGUAGAUCUUGCAAAUUUCAGAAGACCCCAGAUUUCUUCCGUCCCCAGAAUCUAGGCUCUCUCAAAGUUUGACCAAGUUCUGUCUUUUUCUCUCUCAAAGUUGAUUACUUGGUUGUUAUAGAUGGUGGGUUUUGAAGGGAUUUGAAGAAUUUCUGGUGGGUUUUUGUGAUUUGGAUGAGAGAGAGGGUUGUUGGGGGGUGCACGUGUGUUGUGAUUCUGAGGAGGGAUUGUGGCUUGGUAAUUAGGAGCAGGUCUAGGUGGGGAAAAUGUGGCUGAUUAACUGAGGAAGUUCUUUUCUUGUUGAGUUUUCUUUCUGUUUCUAGGUACUUUUCCUUCUUUGAAAGAGGAUAAAAAAGAAAAGGAAGAUCUUUGAGGAAUCUAAUUUGGGGUUUAUGUUCAAGAUGCAGCAAGAUCAGUCAAAGAAGGACCUAAAAGACAUGGACUUUUUCACUGAAUAUGGGGAUGCCAACAGAUACAAAAUUCUGGAAGUUAUCGGGAAGGGAAGCUAUGGAGUUGUUUGUGCUGCUAUUGACACACAUACUCGAGAGAAAGUUGCAAUAAAGAAAAUACAAGAUGUUUUUGAGCAUGUAUCUGAUGCUAUUAGGAUCCUGCGAGAAGUCAAGCUGCUGAGGCUCCUUAGACAUCCUGAUAUUGUUGAAAUUAAACGCAUUAUGUUGCCACCUUCAAAAAGGGAGUUUAAAGACAUAUUUGUUGUUUUUGAGCUCAUGGAGUCUGAUCUUCACCAAGUCAUCAAAGCUAAUGAUGAUUUAACUCGUGAACAUCAUCAGUUUUUCCUUUACCAGAUGCUGCGUGCUCUGAAAUACAUGCAUACAGCUAAUGUGUACCACCGUGAUCUUAAACCGAAGAAUAUAUUGGCAAAUGCAAACUGCAAACUUAAAGUUUGUGACUUUGGGCUAGCAAGAGUUGCUUUUAGUGAUACUCCAACCACAGUUUUUUGGACGGAUUAUGUUGCUACAAGAUGGUAUAGAGCACCCGAGCUGUGUGGAUCUUUCUUUUCUAAGUAUACACCUGCUAUCGAUAUUUGGAGCAUUGGCUGCAUUUUUGCAGAGGUUUUGACAGGGAAGCCACUAUUUCCGGGUAAAAGUGUUGUUCAUCAAUUAGAUUUGAUCACUGAUCUUCUUGGGACACCUUCACUGGAAACAAUCUCCGGAGUCCGAAACGAAAAGGCAAGGAAGUACUUGACAGAAAUGCGGAAAAAGCAUCCUGUGCCAUUUGAACAGAAAUUUCCAAAUGCAGACCCCUUAGCGCUUCGGUUAUUGCAGAGGCUUUUAGCAUUUGAUCCUAAGGACAGGCCAACUGCGGAAGAGGCAUUGGCUGACCCCUACUUCAAGGGUUUAGCUAAAAUUGAGAGAGAACCUUCUUGUCAGCCAAUCUCCAAGUUGGAGUUUGAGUUCGAGAGGAGAAGGGUGACAAAAGAGGACAUUAGGGAGCUAAUAUACAGGGAGAUACUAGAAUACCACCCACAGCUGCUCAAAGAUUACAUGAAUGGAAACGAAAGCACCAAUUUUCUGUAUCCAAGUGCCAUAGGCCAGUUCAGAAAGCAGUUUGCAUAUCUUGAGGAAAAUGGUGGUAGAAGUGCUCCAGUUAUUCCUCUGGAGAGGAAACAUGUCUCUCUUCCAAGGCCUACAGUUCACUCAAAUCCGAUAUCUUCCAAUUGUCAGCCAACUUUGGUUUCAUAUAAUAACCGACAAGUUGCAGAAGAGGCUUCUAAAAAUAGAGUGAGCGAUUCAAUUUCUGGGAAUCCAUCUAAAAGUUCACGACCCCCACCAAGGGUGCCAACAGCAAAGCCGGGGAGAGUAGUUGGAUCUGUUGUGCCAUUUGACAAUAGCAGAAGCAUGAAAGAAACCUAUGAUGCGAGGCCUCCUCACCGAAAUACUGCCCUUGCACCACAGACAGUCUCUCCUCACUGUUUCUUCAGGGCCAACACCAUGAAUCAAGAGAAAUCCAGGUCAAAUGGUGACAUGGAUCCUUCACAACGCAAACCAAACCCCCAACAGUGCGACAUGCUAGUAAAAUCAAUGCCGAUAAUGCCUGUUGACAUCAACAGCCAUCCAUAUUAUCAACCACAAGCCAAGGCAGAUCAAAAUAAUGACCGGAUCCUCAUCGAUGCCAAACUUAUUCAGGCACAAUCCCAGUAUGGUGCAGCCAGUGCAGCGGCCGUUGCCAUAGCUGCACACAGAAACAUUGGCACUGUUCAGUAUGGAAUGUCCUAGCCCAGGUGUGACUAUGUAAUGGUUCAAUAAUCUGUACUAGAAUUGUAGGGCAGGUGAGGGUAAUUGGUAUUUCUUGUGUUUAGUCCUCAAUUUCUAAUCCAUGUCGUAAUGUAAUUAUAUGUUGUAUCAUUGAAUUUCUUAAGUGAAAUAAAUUGCUUUUAUUGAA